Molecule: messenger RNA, 4443 nt
Organism: Lineus longissimus
Lineage: Eukaryota; Metazoa; Nemertea; Pilidiophora; Heteronemertea; Lineidae
Product: vitellogenin receptor Yl-like
Exons: 10
Coding region: 217-1218 (333 amino acids)
Molecular function (GO): protein binding
Source: RefSeq, a predicted model, not a curated record
UCCGUACAAGUUGUAUCGAAAAUGAAGAAAAGGGUGUGAGAUAAUUUCCGCACAUUUCGCAUCUAAAUAUCGCUCUUAACGUGUUCAGAAAUUUGCUAUGUCAGUAAUCAUUAGCUAGAAACAUAACACUGUUGCUUCCGAUCUAAUGUAACCAAUCUGAAUAGAAUAGAUUGAAAAGACGUAGCCGUAUACAGUGAUUGUAGGAUUUCAAUCAAAAUGAUGUCGGCAAAAAAUGAUUGUGCUUCAAACAAUGAUGGCGCAUUUAAAUAUAAGAGUUACAAAUGUGCAUCUGGACAAUGUGUGUUUUCGUCUGCAAGCUGUACUACCUCAAGUAACUGUACCAUGAAAAGUUCAUAUAGAAGACACUACUGUCCUAGUAGUGGAUGGUGUGAAAUGAGAGAUGCUAGUUGUAUUCGGCCUUGUGGGUUCAAAAAUAGCUAUCACAAAUACAACAGCCAGUGCACUGGUUAUCCAGGAUUGUGUGCAAAAACUUCGUACAGUUGCCCACCUGUGUGUUCAUUUACUCAGCCAUACAAAUGCCUGAAGGAGAGGAAAUGCGCAAAAGGACCAAAUUGGUGUGUUUAUUGCAGUGGACAUCGAUGCAGGUCAGAUGGAAAAUGUAUCCGUUCUUAUAAGAAAUGUGAUGGGAAUGCAGACUGCAGUGAUGGCUCAGAUGAGCUUUCUUGUUACACGGCACCUGGCCCAGAAGUAAAUGGUAAUGAAAGUGGAAUGGAAGCAUGGCAAAUAGCGGCAAUCGCUGGGGCUAUUCUGGUCGUGCUUCUAUUCUGCUGCUGCUGGUGUUGUAGAAAAAGCAAGGACGGUGAUGGUGAACAAGCAACCUCUGCCACCAAUCAAACAGGCCAGACAACCACUUCCACAGGACCGCGACUGACUGGAACGACUGUGGCGUCUGCAACACCGCCAUCAGUCCCUUAUCACAGUGUCUACACGCCACACCCAAGCUACAGCCCACCAGCCCCAGGACAAUCGGAGCUUGGUUUCCUGCCGAUGGUGGCUGUGCCAACAAAUAAUACUCCAAGCAGUCAUUCACCGGCGAUGGCCAGUGCACCUGCGCCCAAUGAGAAUCCAACAGCCGCACCACCACCUUCGUAUUUAGAGGUGAUCGAAAACGAGGAUCAGUACAAAGCAAAAGAUCCGGCGUUGCCUACCUAUGAAGAGUACACUGAUUCACCUUCGGCUAGAGAGACGUUCAUGUGACCGACUCUUGCUGCUUCCAUUUGUUUGUAAAUACUGCAUGUUAACUGUAGAAGAGAAAAUUUUGGUAGCAUUGAAUUUUUGCCAAAGUAUGAACGAAUUUGCAGCAGGGCAUUUUUGCAAGUGGAUGUGACUGUGGUGCUUUUCAAAAAUAAACUCUGUUAUCAAACAGAAACCCCACACAAAAUGGACCUCUUACUGAUGUUUGCAAACAAAUUGACACGGUGGCUAAAGGUAUCGGUUUGCCCAAGAAAACUAUGUGCUUACCUGGAGAGGAAAUGACGACACAAAAGAAACAUACAAAAUAUUAGUUCAUUUUGAGGGGCGUAAGGCCCGCACUCAUUAUUUUCAUCCGACUGUCGUCCUCCAACAUUGUAAUAGGAGGGCCUUGUUUCUAUUGUGUUGCAAAGGUAAACCAAUACCUAUACCACCUGUGAUUAAUAUGAGUUUCACACUGAUUAGUUAAUACGACCAACUGCUAAUCAUCUUAGCAUCGCCUGUUGUUAUUGGUGUUGUUGUUAUGUAGACAUCAGAAUAGUGGAGGCUCUGGAUAUCUCACUGGCCAUUCUCCCUCCAACAAGUCCAUCAGCGCCACCACUAGUCCCCUCAGUGUCAUGGCUCCUGUCUUCAGUUGUGUGGCCAAAUGUCUACAGGUCCCUUGCAGGUGACACUUGGCACCGUCUCCUCUCUCUGUCCCCCUCUCCAGCAACCUGUCUAGAGAACAUGUACAUGUAGACCUUGAGUCUAGCUCCACCUGGUGUCUUAAAAAGUUUCUGCACUCAGUAUUGUCGUGUUCUAUUGUAUGUUUAACCCCUUGCCUCCCUAGAGGGGACGAUAUAUCGUCCCUAUAUUUUGUCUGGCAUAUAUCGAUGUAUCGUCCCUGUACUAAUGCAUCAGCACUAUUGUACAGUGUAUUCGUAUCCCUGGUGAUCUGCAGAAGACUAUAUUUAGUUUCUUUCAUAGUUUGCAGAUGGCACUACAGUUUGAUUGGCGCUUGUACAGCGUCACAGUACACGAACUGAUUAGCAUAUAAAUCAAUAUUAUGUUGUAUUAUUCGAUCAAUCAGUAAUAGACAAUAGCCAAAGGUUAUCAAUAUAGUUACAUUGAUCAUUUACAGGUUGUAACUGCAUCAAUUACAGUUCAAUAAACUUGUUCAAAUUAGAAAAAUCAAUCAAUUAGAGCAAAAUCAAUCAAAAAAUAUUGAUUAUUAUUGAUUAUUGAUUACCUCUUACCCAUUCAAUGCCCAGAAACAAUGGCAAUUGAUAGCCAAGGUAAUCAGCUUUACAAAAAUGAAUGGUUUUAUGAAUCAAGGAUGCAUAAUGAAGGAGCUACAAUAUUUUAAAGUAUUUUUACGUUAUUUUGCAUAAAACUGGUAAAAAAUCUCAGUACAUAGCAUUACAUUGGCCUCGGGAGCCAAAGGGUUAAAAGGUGUGACUUUUAAUAUGAUCUGAUUGUUGUUUAAAAUACCAAUGUACAUUAUUUACUGCAGUUUUAGACCUGUGCGUUGUGGAAAUUAUGUAUGUAUAGUGAUCUUCGAUACAUGUAAUAUUGCAUACUGGAUGUGAGAAGGGCCUUUUUAAAUGGAAUCAAUUUUGACUUUUUGGCUUCACUUCAGGGUUUAGUGUGGAAUUUACAAAGAGGCACUACACCAGCUAACUAAGAGAACUGCACGUUGCAUCAGAUCUUUUUGGAGAUACUAGUGGUGUGAAUGGACAUGCUCAAACCGAAUUUUGAAUUGUAUUGGGAACUCUGGUUUGAAAUUGUGUUUGGUGUGAACAUGAGAGACAUUGACUUUAUCAGUAAAGGAUAAGGAGCGUGAGUUGUUGACAGGCAAUAUACAGUAGAACCUCUCGAUUAAGGACACCCUCAGGACUGACAAGUGCUGUCCUUAAUAAUUAGAGGUCGGAGUUGAAUAGAAACACCCGAUUUGGGACCAAAACUAGUGUCUUUAAUGGAGUGGGUGUACUUAAUAGAGCGGUGUCCGCCGAGAAGGUUCUACUGUAGUGUAUUUCAGAGUUCAUUUAUGGUGUGCUGUUCUUGACUUGAGUGCACCAGGAGACAGAAAACAACCUACUAACUGUCCGCACUAAUAUUGAGCUCUGUAAUUGUCUCCACUCUGGAACAAUCAUGAUGAUCUGAGAGAACCUCCCAGUACUCUUUUUAAAAGAUUGUGAAUUAGGCCAGUUGUCAUUAUAGAUAAAGAGACUACAUUCGAAAGUCAGUCGGCGGCCUAACGUAACAUUGGCCUCUUGUUUUAAGCAACGAGGAUCCCCAAGUGACAAUCACCUCAUUUUAGUGGUGUGUUACAUGUAGUUGUUUAAUGUCUUUCAAUUUUCAUGCGCUGGGUCAAAUGUUGAGUUGACAUAUGGGUGGCAAGCUGGGUGAUGCCUGUCUAUGUUACAAUACAUAAUGACUAAUGUAUGUAAGAUUUAAAGUUUUUGUUAAUAGAAUAAGGAUACAUUUGGAGUGACUUUCUCAUAGAUGUACUUGCUUGUGUAUUUUGUACAAUUUUCAUGUACUCUGUCAAAAGUCAGGAGUUGACAUAAGGGGGUGGCAUGCUGGGUGACAGCUGUCUAUGUUACAAAUACAUGUAUAUGUAUAUAACAUUUCAAGUUUGUUAGAAUAAGGAUGCAUUUGGAGUGAUUUUCUCAUAGAUGUACUUGUUUGUGUAUUUUGUACUGUUACAUUGUGUGUUGUUAUUAUAGGCAUGUUUUGUAUCAAAUUAUAGGUAUAUUCUAUAUUGUUUACCUUAAAUAGCCUUCCCAUUUAUCCAUUUAGUUAAGAACUUUCAGUCCUUUAAGAAAGAAAGCAUACUGCAACCUACUCUAUUUUUGCCUGUGGCAGCCUGUGCUAGUCAUUUUAAUAUGUUUGGUCAUCCUUUUGAGGCCAAGUGCUUUUAUUUGUUUAUGUCGAGACAAGGCAUGAUGUGUUUUAAUACAAACCAGGUAAUGUGCAAACCCAUGGCUGAAUGAACAAAAAAGAGAUUUGUUUAAUAGUUCUUGUCAAAUUUAAACUGACCUGUUCAUGUGCAUGUGUAUAUUAAUGAAAGUCUUAUUAUUAUCUAUCAUGCUAGUUUGUAAUAAGUGUUCUGGCUAUUCAGCCAACCUGAUCAUGCGUUUCAGUUACCCAUGGUUAGAUACCUGUCUAGAUGAUUUGAGAACUAGAUUGAUAUGUAAUGAAUGCUGUGAAUAUCUCAAGUAAUAAAAAAUAUUUGUUAUGAAUUUACAA